AUGCAGAUGGCACAGUUGCUAACUGUGCGGCUGAACAAGUCCGACCAGCAGCCGCUGGGCUUCCGGCUGCAGGGCGGGAAAGACUUCGGCACACCGCUAGUUGUUCAAAAGGUGAACGGUGGUAGUUCUGCGGAGCGUGCAGGUCUGCAGGCUGGCGAUGCCGUCAUCCGCGUCAACAACACCGAGGUGUACAAUCUGCGCCACCAGGAGGCGCAGGACGCCAUCCGAGCCGCCGGCACUGCACUAGAGCUCACCGUGCAGCGCGGCGGUGGCACUUGGCGGCCAACAGUGACUCCGACUGGUAGCCUGCCCCGGCCGGGCUCUCGACCGCUGGGCGCCGCGCCCGCCCCAGUCACCACCACCAGCCUCAAGGCCACGCCCCAGCCCAACCGCAACUUCGGCUCCGGACACAACAAUGUCGCUAAACCCUUCGGUUACAUGAACGGCACGGACUCUGGCAAAGGAUUGGUGAACAAGCAGUACAAUAGUCCUGUCAAUAUGUACAGCGACAAGACCAUCGCAGAGACCCUCUCCGCGCAGACUGAAGUACUGGCCGGAGGCGUGCUCGGAGUCAAUUUCAAGAAGAAUGAGAAAACUUACGAUGCUGAAAAGAGCGCAGUAUUUAAGGUUUUGCAAGAGGAGCAGAAUGACCCAGAGCCAGAGGUGGGCGGAGCGCCUGCGCCCGCGCCCGUGUCCCCCGCGCCGGUGUCGGGGCUGCGGCACGUGACCGCGCCCGUCACUAGGCCCGACGCGCCGCUCAACACCGGCGGCCUGCCGCCCGGACAGAACAUUUGCGAGGAGUGCGAACGUCUCAUCACCGGCGUGUUCGUGCGCAUCAAGGAUAAGAAUCUGCAUGUGGAGUGCUUCAAGUGCUCGACGUGCGGCUCCUCGCUGAAGAACCAGGGCUACUACAACCUGAACGGCAAGCUGUACUGCGACAUCCACGCCAAGCUCGUGGCGCGCCAGAACCCGCCCGCGCCUAACCUCGAGCCCGUCACCGUCCCACCCGGCGGCAGAGUACCGACAAACACCUAUUCAACGCCCCUGCCCCCGCUCGCCACCAACAACUAUACUAAUGGAUCCUCUUCCAUGUUCAGUCCGUCAAGCAACCUGUCGAGCUCGGGUCCGAAGCCGUUCGGUUCGUCGCUGGGGUCCGCGUACUCGCCGUCGCUGUCGCCGCGCUCGGCGCCGCUGUCGCCCGCGCGCCCGCUCGCCGCCGCCCCCGCACCCGCCCCCGCACCGCCCGCGCCCGCGCCCGCGCACUUCGCCGCAGCGCCCAUCUCCGCACCCGCCCCCGCGCCCGCGCCCAGUAAGCGAAUAUCAAAACAACUAAUUUUCUUUUCAUUUUCUUCCUCCCCAUUUCUAACCUUUGUGAAUAAUCAAAUACUAAUAGCACAAAAUGUUAAAAGUAUAAUAUGGCCACCGCCACCGAACCCCCCCGACGAUGACGUAACUGACGUCAGACCGAAAUCUAUUGAACGAUCAUUCACACACGAUAAUAAGGAUGUAUAUUCUAAAAACGAAAGUGCAGUGAAAUCAGAGAUGAUCAGUAAUCUACAAAGUUGUUCUGAGACAGUAUCGUCUGAGCAAACGGCUCUGUCUUCUAAUGUAUCCUUCAGUGCGGCCACCAUGUCCACAGCCACUACAACCUCAUCUCAAUCCAGCUCCAUGGUUCAGUCUGUGCAGUCCGGUCUCAUACAAGAAACCAAAAGCAGUAUUCAGUCCUUCACAGAACACGCUUCCUCUCAAAAUCAAAGUAUAUGCGUUUAUGAAUCGCAAAUAAACCCAAAAGGAUUUAUUCCAUUACCUUUCGAUGAAAAGUUAGAAAGUAUGAUCAAUAACACUAAAUUGGCAAAUACUAUAGAGGAGUCGUCUAUGUCAGAAAAUUUUAUGAAAACGCAUUCGAAGCAAGCUGCAACUUUUAAUGAGGUACAAUGUGUUACAAGUGUAGGAUCAGAUAAACCCCAAAUUAAAAGUAAAUUAGUACCAGACAAAGGAACUAUACAAACUUUACAACAAACGACUACCAAACAAGCAGGAACUACUUCGAGUGUAAAAAGUAACUUCGAGAAACAAACGCAUUUGGAAACGCAAGAGAAAAAGUUUAGUAAGAAUAUUACAGGUUCUAUGACAGAAGCUUUAACAAUAGCACCCGAGAGACCGUAUUCACCUUUACCAUCGGUUCAAGCAACCGAUCUACUGAGUGUUAACACCAGCCACAUGCAGACUCUAUCAGAAACUUCGAAUGUACACACCCAAUUAAAUAAGUUAAAUCCAAUGGAGCAACAAACAAAACGUGAUAAUCCACCAAAAGUUGAUAAUAAACCAUUCAAAGUGUCAAACAAAAAAACAGUGCAAUCACAAACGACUGUAGAACAGCGGUCCCAGAAAUCAAACUCCCAGAAAAAUGGAUCUUCUAAGAUUAAUGAACAAAAGCCCUCUAUAGUUCGCGGCUCCCUGAGAGAUGCACUAACAAUAGCUCCCGAUAGGCCAUAUAAUUCUUUAGGUUCUACAACUUUACAAACAUAUCAUAUAUCACCAUAUACAGAAACUAGUCCGUUGCCAGAUAUCAAAUCUCACAGCGAGGUGGAUAAUGCAUUUGAAUCGUGCCAGCUAAAAGAAGUCAAUCAACCCGUAAUGCAACAGAACACAAAGAAAAUGAAAUGUUCAUCAGAAUCGCGCUCAGCGUUUAAACCAGUGGCCAAGCAAGUUUUUCCACCUCCAACACCUGAAGAAUUCGCUAACCUUUCUAAUUUAUCCACGGAAGCUGGGCCAAAUCAUUCAAAUAUUGAAGAACAGUCUCGAGGAAAACGUGAAAUUAUGAAAGCUAAAACAGAAUCAGAUCAUUUCACUGCAACAACUACUAGCAAUAUGAAUAUACAUGGUUUUUCUUCGGUUAAAACAGCACAAAGUUAUUUCGAGCAACGGGAUAAAACAGAGACUUCGACAUUAACCUCUGUUAAGCCUGCUUUCUGUACUCAAAUGACGACUAACAUGGUCCGUUCUAAUGAAAAUGCCUCGCAAAUAGUUUCACACAGUGGCUCCAUGCCAGAAUAUCAGAACACACCUGCUAGCACAAUUAAUAUAAGACAACCGGUUCAUCAAGGACCAUCUAUGCAGAAGGAUAAUCUGCCCUAUCAAUGUUUCCAGCCAGUCGUCGACGAGGCCUCUAGAAAUUCACCCAUACGGAGUCGACCUACUACACCCAGUUUAAUCAAUAAGCCUGCUCCUAUCAUCCCGCAUUAUCAAAUGAAUCUAGUAACAGUAGAACAUAAUGCUCCCAAAAGUCAGGUGUAUGAGCCAUCAAGUACUGAAGCUAGUCGUUCGUCAACACCUAUGUUAAGGUCACGUUCGCCGGGACAAGGACUUCAAACCAGUAAUUUAAAAGCCCACGCACCUCGUAUUAAAGAGCCCACUUCACAGAUGCAACAAGGUCAGCAUCUAGCUCAGGCAAAUUUAAAAUCAGACCAUGAGAACAGUCAAAGAGACUUUCAAACAAACGUAUGUUCUACAUUCAGUGCACAAAGAGCCCCAGAACAGUCAGUUGUAUACGAAUCAAGAGGUUCAAAAUCAGGACAUCAAAUAGAAAAAUACGACAAAGGAAAUCUGAGUUUCAAAGAAGAUUCUAUGAUAAAUCAAAAUUACGGUCAAAAACACAUGCAGUCGCAAAAUGUGGCCGAAUAUGGAAAUACAACGGUCCACACUUCGAAAAAAACAUUUGAGGAAUUUGAACAAAUGCAAACUGCUAAGGUCAUAGAAAUUACGAAGGGGGGUUCGAUUUCCUGCGACUCGUAUCAAAAACAAAUCGAUUCUAAUAUUCGACCAUCUAACAUCUCCAGACAAGUUUUCCCACCGCCUGUAAUGAAUUUACAAGCCAUCCACGAAACGUCGCCACCUAAUAUUACUAAUGAAUCUGUCGCUACCGCUAACAGACCAUCCGAGUUUUAUAAACCACUUCCUUCAAUUUCUGGUGCUAACCAAGUUCCAGUGUGUGAUCCUACCCCGUCGACAGGUUCGAGUGUAGGAGGCGCCGCUCGUGGCAAAACAUUCGGGGUUUCAUCCGCGCCCAAACGAGGCAGGGGAGUCUUGAACAAAGCCGUACUGCCAGGCUCUCGCGUGCCCCUUUGCGGUUCCUGCAAUGGGAACAUUAUAAACGAUACGCAGAUUCACGGCAGUCCGGUUAAAGCAGAAUUCAAAAGCCAAGCUGAGGAGAGACUUAUAAGAAAAAUGGCAAAAAUGGCACUCAAUGGAUACGAAAUAGGAAUUCAAAGGAAAAUAAAACCCGCCGAUCACAUUCAGAGCAUGGCGAAUAAAAUUCAAGAUACCGUUGUGACCAAACAUCCUCUCAAUUCAGAUACUAUUUUAUCGGAAAACAAUAGUCGCGAAAGCACGUUACGUAGACCACUGAACAAAAGUUUUGAUGAUGUAUGUAAAACACCUGAAAAUAAUUACCUUAAUAAAACUACAUCGUCACCAUUGUUCAUCGAUGAUAAUAAUGGUUAUCCACCUGUGCCUCCUCCCAUACCCAACACUCCCGUGCCGACAUUCGAUCCUCCGAGCCCAACAAUCUUAAACACAUUGAAUACACACACCCCUAAGAAACAAACCGACUAUCCAUUGAAAAAUUCCGACACUAAUUUAUUGACUUUAAGCAUACUGCAAUCAUUAAAUAAUUCAGAAAAAUCAUCAAAUGGAAGCGACUAUUCAAGCAGCGAUGACAUGUACAAAGAAAAGUCUGAAACUAACAUAAGCAAUGGUAAUACGUUACGAAAAAAGUCUAGUUUUGAAAAGUCCUCGUUUCUUGAUGGAAUGAAUACCUCAAAUCAAGAUGUAUACAGGACAGAAGUUAAAAAUGAAAACAGCUUUUCCAACACUCUAAGCAAACGGAAACUUUUUGAAAAGAUCGAAGAUACUAAUCAUUCGGACGAAAUAAAAAGCAAACCUACUAACGGUUGGUCAGAACUCAACCAAACUAACUCCCUUCGCAAAUCACCUACUGCGGAGAACGGUAAGAACGAUAUAAAAAGUACAGAAGAAAUUACAAAGAAAUUGCCAAAUAAUUUGUACGACAAUACACUUUAUGCAUUUAAAUCUCCUAAAGUGGACAAUAAUGUAGCAAUCAACUUCGAAAACAACGACGAUGAAUCUAAGACGGACAAUACAGAAACCGAAACAGUGGUGAAACGCAGGGAGAAGAAGAAAUUCAGAAACGAUGACGGUCGAAGAGAUUCUCGUAUUGUUCAACGUCCAUUGAGUACGAUGACGUCAGUGGACGUAGCCGAGGGACAGUAUCCUGUUUGCCACAUUUGUGAGAAAGCUAUAACAAGGGGUCCGUUUAUAACGGCGUUGGGCCGCAUCUGGUGCCCGGAGCACUUCGUGUGCGUGAACGCGACGUGCCGCCGCCCGCUGCAGGACAUCGGCUUCGUGGAGGAGGGCGGCCAGCUCUACUGCGAAUUCUGCUUCGAGCAGUACAUCGCGCCCGCCUGCGACAAGUGUCAUGCCAAGAUCAAGGGUGAUUGUUUGAAUGCGAUCGGUAAACACUUCCACCCUGAAUGCUUCAACUGCGUGUACUGCGGCAAGUUGUUCGGUAACAAUCCGUUCUUCUUAGAGGACGGCUUGCCUUACUGUGAAGCAGACUGGAACGAGCUUUUCACAACAAAAUGUUUCGCUUGCGGCUUCCCCGUGGAGGCGGGCGACAGGUGGGUCGAGGCGCUCAACAAUAACUACCACAGUCAGUGCUUCAACUGCACGGUGUGCAAGAAGAAUCUCGAGGGACAGAGUUUCUUCGCCAGAGCGGGCCGACCUUACUGCAGGAUACACGCCCGCUAACGAUCCCCAACAGAUAAUGUACAACUCUGACACUGUUUACUCCACCACUGUAUUCCGACCAGUCUCUCUUUCUCCCACUAUAUUCCCUGACUUAGAAACACCGCCGCAACGGACGAGGAAAUUGGAAACACCCCUCCACUUCGAUGGAGGGCUGUUUUCCGACAUAAGAAGCUCUGAUGGCAAGUUACUUAGCAAAGUAACAGUCGAUCGAAUGCACAGUUCGACGCGUCGCGACGUAGUCGACACGCCCCAUGUAUCGGAGUCAAGCGAUGCGCACGGCAAUAAAGACUACGUCGAUGAUAUCGUCAAAACUGAAACUAUCACCAACGAGGACGUCUUUAAAGUAAAAUUCACACCAGUAUCAUUUGAGCUAGACGGACCCCAGCAAGCUACAAAAUUAAUAAUCGAACGACCACGAACACCGGUUAUUCGUCCAACGCUUAUUGAUCGGCCGAUAACUCCUCUAAAUGUUCCAAUGACGAUCAUCGAUCGUCCAACAACACCUUUGGAUCGGCCAAUAACACCUUUGGAUCGGCCAAUAACACCUUUGGAUCGGCCAAUAACAUCUUUUGAUAGGCCAAUAACACCUUUCGGUCGGCCUAUAACACCUUUCGGUCGGCCUAUAACACCUGUUGAUGGUCUAAAAACAUCUUUUGAUACACCAAUAACACCUUUCGAUCGUCCAAUAACACCUAUUGAACGUCCAAUAACGCCUCUCAGUGUUCCAAUAACAUUUUUAGAUCGUCCAACAACACCUUUCGGUCGUCCAAUAACACCAGUUAAUAGACCGAUUACACCAGUCAAAAUAAUUAGUAACGACUACGAAGAUUUACAAAGUUACAAAAUAAUUAAAACAUUAUUAAAAGAACAUUCUAACACAAAAACCGAUAACUUAAAUUAUUGGGAUGAUAAAGUGAACUUUAUUGAUGUUAAGUGCGACGAGCCAGUUAAAAGAGCUCAUAGUCCUUUGGCUAAUUUCAUUGUAUCUGAACAGUUAACUAAAAUCGAUAGCUAUUUGCAAGAAAGUUUGAAUGUAUGUUCUGAAAAUAGUACAGAAACCAUUUCACAACCGCCUAAACUAGAUGAAGAAAGAGAGACUACGGAAGACAUAAAACAAGAAAACAAUAUUAACAGCCAGAAAAACGAGGGAAAUACGAAAAAUAAUGUAAAGGAAUCGACAUUAAAAUAUAUUGCAGUUGAAGAGUUUGAACCAUCAUCUCUCAAAGUAAACAGUGUCAAAGCAAAACGUCCGGGAGUUGUAAGCGCUAUUCGCAACAUGCCAAUGCAUUACCACGCUGCGAUUUUGUGUUUCUUUUUAAUUGUAUAUAACCUUAUUUAUCAAUAUAUAAAACAAAAUCACCAUGGCAUUAAGAAAUAAAUUAUACUAUUGUUAUGAAAAAAUUGUACGCAUGUAUUAUACUAGUCAAGGAAAAUAAUCAAAGAAAUUUCAAAUUACGUUUUUAAAGUCUAAUUCAAUUAGU
Papilio polytes (common Mormon) is the source of this 7310-nucleotide messenger RNA. It is a transcript of the gene Zasp52, whose product is annotated as PDZ and LIM domain protein Zasp-like. The transcript is spliced from 15 exons. The record is from RefSeq and is a predicted model, not a curated record. Lineage: Eukaryota; Metazoa; Arthropoda; Insecta; Lepidoptera; Papilionidae. The coding region runs from base 1 to 5829 and encodes 1942 amino acids. Gene Ontology annotation, molecular function: muscle alpha-actinin binding; actin binding. Gene Ontology annotation, biological process: muscle structure development; heart development; actin cytoskeleton organization. Gene Ontology annotation, cellular component: Z disc; filamentous actin; stress fiber.